Eleginops maclovinus (Patagonian blennie) is the source of this 1005-nucleotide messenger RNA. RefSeq names its product ras-related protein ORAB-1-like. Gene Ontology annotation, biological process: vesicle-mediated transport. The transcript has 6 exons. Bases 208 to 855 code for a protein of 215 amino acids. NCBI's taxonomy places the organism in Eukaryota, Metazoa, Chordata, Actinopteri, Perciformes, Eleginopidae. The record is from RefSeq and is a predicted model, not a curated record. Gene Ontology annotation, molecular function: GTPase activity; GTP binding.
CACACACACACACACACACACACACACACACACACACACACACACACACACACACACACACACACACACACACACACACACACACACACACACACACACACACACACAUUCAUAGAAAACAGUACAGCACUUCACGAAGUCUGACAUAAUCGGACGGUUUUCCCAGGAUUCAAUUAUUUUGUUGUGUCACCAGGAGCCACCUCACCGAUGAUGAAUCCUGAAUAUGACUACUUGUUCAAACUUCUUCUAAUCGGUGACUCUGGAGUCGGAAAGUCGUGUCUGCUGCUGCGCUUUGCGGAUGACACCUACACUGAGAGCUACAUCUCCACCAUCGGAGUGGACUUCAAGAUCAGGACCAUCGACAUGGACGGGAAAACAGUGAAGCUUCAGAUUUGGGACACAGCAGGUCAGGAAAGGUUUCGAACCAUCACCUCCAGCUACUACAGGGGAGCUCACGGCAUUAUCAUCGUCUACGACGUCACUGAGCAGGAGUCCUUUAACAACGUCAAGCAGUGGCUGGAAGAGAUCAAUCGCUACGCCUGUGAGAACGUCUCCAGGCUGCUCGUGGGAAACAAGUCGGACCUCAUUAGUAAGAAAGUGGUGGACCUCUCCACUGGGCAGGACCUGGCCUCCUCUCUGAAGAUCCCCUUCCUGGAGACGAGUGCAAAGAGCUCUGAUAACGUGGAGAGGGCUUUCCUCACCAUGGCCUCCGAAAUCCACAAGCGCGUGGCCACUGAGGGAGCGGGGAUGCAGGCGAAGUCCAAAGAGGCCAGGGCCCAGAGUGCCAAGAUCAACAGCGCCCCCCUGUGGCUGGGGGGGGAGAAGCAGACGCCGGAGGCCAGUAACUGCUGCUGAGCAGACUGACGUUCUGAAGAGAAACGAGUCAACUUAAAGUCAUCCACCUGUCCAGCCUCAGAACUAUGGACACACACAUAUUGUCAGAAUGUUGAGAGCUUUGCUGUCAAAUAAAUAAAACAUAUUUAUAUAUAUAUAUAUAUAUAUAUA